Lobosporangium transversale is the source of this 2825-nucleotide messenger RNA. RefSeq names its product PRP1 splicing factor, N-terminal-domain-containing protein. Gene Ontology annotation, molecular function: protein binding. Gene Ontology annotation, cellular component: U4/U6 x U5 tri-snRNP complex; catalytic step 2 spliceosome. NCBI's taxonomy places the organism in Eukaryota, Fungi, Mortierellomycota, Mortierellomycetes, Mortierellales, Mortierellaceae. Bases 67 to 2793 code for a protein of 908 amino acids. Gene Ontology annotation, biological process: mRNA splicing, via spliceosome; spliceosomal tri-snRNP complex assembly. The transcript has 7 exons. The record is from RefSeq and is a predicted model, not a curated record.
CUUCUGCACGUUUCAUUCCUCUCCUCUCCUCCUCUAUCUCCUUCUCUCUCUUUUUAUUAAGCGACCAUGUUUGGGGCGACUAAAGACUUUAUGGGGAAGCCAGCGCCCCCAGGUUAUAUUGCUGGUCUUGGACGAGGUGCAACUGGAUUCACCACUCGGUCCGAUAUUGGUCCUGCUCGCGAGGGUCCUACUGAGGCGGAUAUCCUCAAACUUCAGGAGCAAGCAAAACGGAAGGGGGCUGAUACUGGGGAUGACGAUGACGAUCGCUAUCAGGACCCAGACAAUGAAACGGGAUUGUUUGACACGGCUCCAUAUGAAGCUGAUGAUGAAGAGGCUGAUUUAAUUUAUAAAGCUAUUGAUGAUAAACUGGACGAGCGCCGAAAGGCUAGAAGGGAGGCGCGAGAAAAGGAAAUGGAAGAAAAGCUUAACAAAGAACGCCCAAAGAUUACAGCACAGUUUGCAGAAUUGAAGCGUGGACUGAAUGCUGUUACUGAAGAAGAAUGGGAGAACUUACCUGAAGGUGGAAAUAUCUCUGGAAGGAAUCGUAAAAAGGCACAGUUGAGAGAAAAGUUUGCGCCCGCUCCUGAUUCACUCCUUCCAAGAGCACAGGAAGAAAUGGCUACCACGUUGGAUGCACGGACAAAUGGAUUAACUACACCUGUCCCAGGAACAAUGACAAAUUUCAGAGAGAUCGGAGAGGCUAAUAAGCAGGUUCUAGGAAUGCGAUUGGAUCGUAUGGCUGAUUCAGCAUCUGGAAAGACAACGAUUGAUCCCAAAGGAUAUUUGACAGGCCUCAAUAGCGUUGUGAUCAGGAGCGAGGCAGAAAUUGGUGACCUUAAAAAAGCGCGUGAUUUGCUAAAGUCAGUCAUCACCACUAAUCCAAAACAUGCGCCAGGAUGGAUUGCUGCAGCUCGUUUAGAAGAACAUGCUGGGAAAUUGGUAGAUGCACGUCAAAUCAUAGAUAAGGGGUGCGCGGAAUGUCCGAAAUCUGAAGAUAUAUGGCUGGAGGCUGCUCGACUCAACAACACGGAUAAUGCAAAGAAGAUUUUGGCAAACGCAGUUAAACAGAUUCCACACUCAGUCAAGAUUUGGCUUCAUGCUGCACAGCUUGAGACAACAGUUAAGGCCAAAAAGACGGUUAUUCGGCGUGCACUUGACUUUGUCCCCAAUUCUGUGAGGCUCUGGAAAACUGCUGUGGAACUUGAGGACGAUCCCAAUAACGCCCGCAUUUUGCUUGCGCGUGCAGUUGAAUUAGUACCGCUUUCUGUGGAGUUGUGGAUUGCGCUAGCACGUUUGGAGACAUAUGAGAAUGCACAGAAGGUUUUGAACCAGGCGCGUGCCAAGAUCCCAACAUCGCACGAGAUUUGGAUUACAGCUUUCUGUUUGCAGGAAGCCAACAAUAAGGAUGUGGAGAAAUUGGUAGCAAAUGCUAUCAAAAAGCUAUCGGUCAUGGAAUCAGCACUGAGUCGUGAACAGUGGCUUGAAGAAGCAGAAAAGUGUGAAAAGAACGGAUUUAUCAACACUUGCCAAGCCAUUGUCCGCGCCACUGUGGGUAUGGGUAUUGAAGAAGCGGAUUUGAAAUCAACUUGGAUGGAGGAUGCACAAAAUGCUAUUGAGCGCCAGUCAUAUGGCACUGCACGGGCGAUUUAUGCACAUGCUCUCAGAACUUUCCCUUCCAAAAAGUCUAUUUGGCGACGUGCAGCAAUGUUGGAAAAGGCCCAUGGCACGAGGGAGUCUUUGGAAGAAUUGCUUGUCCGUGCUGUCAAAUUCUGCCCACAAGCCGAAUUCUUGUGGCUUAUGGGGGCCAAAGAGAAAUGGAUUGGGGGCGAUGUGCAAGCGGCUCGUGCUAUCUUGGAUGCUGCUUUCGAAGCGAAUCCCAAUAGCGAACAAAUUUGGUUGGCAGCAGUUAAAUUAGAAGCAGAGAACGGUGAGCAUGGUCGUGCAGAACUUCUCUUAUCUAAGGCACGAGAGAAGGCUGAUACCCAGAAGGUGUGGAUGAAGUCUGCUGUCCUAAAGCGCCAGUUGGGUAAGAUUGAUGAGGCACUGGAGCUAUUGGACGUAGGCCUGACCAAAUACCCUAACGCAGACAAACUAUGGAUGAUUCGGGGCCAAAUCUUGGUUGACCGUGGUGAUAUUCAAAAGGCUCGAGAGAAUUAUCUCAAGGCCUUGAAGAGUUGUCCGAAAUCAAUACCUCUCUGGAUCUUGGCAUCAAGACUGGAGGAGAAGGCUGGAAUGCUGACUAAGGCAAGAUCCUUGCUAGACAAGGCACGCUUAUUAAAUCCCAAGACCCCAGAAUUAUGGUUGGAGUCCGUACGGAUCGAAUUACGUGGAAACAAUGCUAAUUUUGGCAGGGCACAGAUGGCGAAAGCACUUCAGGAAUGUCCUACUUCAGGCUUAUUGUGGUCAGAAUCCGUUUGGCUUGAGACAAGAGCACAGCGUAAAGGCAAGAUUGUGGACGCCUUGAAGAAGUCAGAAAACUCGGCCCAUGUCCUUAUCACAGCAGCUCGUCUUUUCUGGUCCGAUCGACAGGUCGAGAAGGCACGGUCGUGGUUCCUUCGAGCAGAGAAGGCAGAUUCAGAUCUAGGCGAUGCAUGGGCCUGGCACUACAAAUUUGAGGUUGAAUACGGUGACGAGGCAAGAAAAGCAGAGUUGGUGAUGCGAUGCAAGGCUGCAGAACCACGGCAUGGAGAGUACUGGCAAGCAGUAGCCAAGGAUCUUAAAAACGCAGGGAAACCAUUAGAAGAGAUACUUGUCCUUGUAGCGGCCUCAUUACCACCUAAUAUGGUUGCAUAACACUCUGCUGUAUUGAAGCUUUUAGAUUAUUC